CAAAUCUCUCUCUCCCCCCGUCGAGCUUCCCCACUCCAUGCAUAUAUACCGGAUCAAACCUUAUUCUCUGUCACUCGCGACUAUUAUACGCCCACCCUUCGAACUUCACGCGUCAACGACCGCUUCUUUCUCCCGUUACAGUUUAUUUUCCUUUCUUGGAAUGGACGUUCUUCAACCGAUUUCUGCCGAUUACAUACGUUAGGGAUACACUUUUUUCUUACAGAUGGGUCCAUUCAGCUUCUUCUUCGCGUUUCUAGUAGUCUCCACCAUCUUAUGGAUUCUUAUAACGUUUGCUGCUCAAUUGCUGGCUCAAAUUCUAAGCCGUGUGAUGGGAGCAUCUGUCCAUUUCAGUGUUGGUGGAUUGAAAAGUUUAAGGAAUAUAAAUGUGCAGUUCAAAAAGGGUGCUAUUGAAUCUGUAUCUGUUGGUGAGAUCAAACUCAGUUUUAGGCAAUCGUUGAUCAAACUUGAACCGAAGGUGAGAUUGUUAAUACACAACUUGGAAGUGGUGAUGAGACCUCCAACGAAAAGCUCACCGAAAACCAGGUCUGGAAGAUCUCGUUCUUCAGGAAGUGGAAAGUUGAUGGCUGCAGCUAAUGCUGCAAGGUUUUUGUCUGUUUCUAUAACAGAAUUGGUGGUUAAGACCCCCAAAGCUAUUGCUGAAGUCAAAGAGCUAGGAGUUAACAUAUCUAAGGAUGAAGGGUCCUUAGAUGUAUUAGUCAAGUUGCAUCUUCUCCUGAUUUCACUCCACUUGGUUGAUCCACAAGCUAGUUCUGACCGAUCCUCCAAUUUUAACCAUGGUGGAUACAUCUCCAGGAAAACACCAUUGGUUGUAACAGAAAGGACCACUCCUUUCCACUGUGAAGAAUUCUCAUUGUCAUGUGAAUUUGGUCCUAAUAGGGAAGAUGGAAUUUCAGUUCGGACAGUGGACAUUUCAACUGGGGAGAUUGCUAUAAACUUAAAUGAGGAAAUCCUUGUUAAAAAGAAGACUUCCUCUCAAGUUUUGGCUAAUGAGACUGAGAUAUUGGAAUCCAACUCAGAUUCUAUUGCUACGAAAAAACCAUCUAAACUUUCAGCAUUGACCAAGCAUGCUUCUUUAAUUCCAGAGAAGUUCUCUUUCAGUCUGCCUACCUUCAAUGUCAAGUGUGUACAUAAGGGACACAAUCUUGUUAUUGAUAAUAACAUAAUGGGUAUGCAACUGAAAAGCGUCAAAUCCAAGUCUAUUCAAGAUGGGGGUGAAAGUACACACUUUGAUAUUCAACUGGAUUUCAGUGAGAUUCAUCUUUUCAGAGAAGAUGGCGUUUCUAUUGUGGAGAUACUAAAACUUGAUGUUCUCUGCUCAUCUCACAUUCCUUUAGAGCCUACUUUGCCUAUCAGAUCAGAUAUUGAUGUUAAGCUUGGGGAUAGCCAAUUUAACCUUGUCUUGAGCAGACUCAAGCCGUUGUUGCUCCUUAAAUCUUCUAAACCUAAGAAAAUGGUACUUCAAGAAGGAACGCCUAAUCCUAAGAGACAACACUCAACUGAAUCUAAAGCCAUUAUUUGGACUUGUUCCGUCUCUGCACCGGAGAUGGCUAUCAUGUUGUAUGAUCUGAGUGGGUCCCCGUUAUACCAUGGUUGCGUGAAAUCAUCCCGUUUUCUUGCUAAUAAUACAUCCAGUACCGGUGUUUCAGCACAUAUGUCACUUGGUGAACUAAAUUUACUCAUGGAUGAUGAAUAUCAUGAAUUCGUAAAAGAAGGCUUGUUUGGUGUGGUUACUAACACAGCCACCUUGUUUCAUAUUGCGAAAGUUAGCCUAGAUUGGGGCAGAAAAGAUAUUGAGUCGUCUGAGGAUGGUUCAAAAAGUAAAUUGGUUCUUUCUGUUGAUGUGAGUGGUAUGGGCCUUCACUUUACCCUUAAGCGAGUUGAAUCAUUAGUUACAAUUGGACUGUCCUUAAAGUCUUUGCUGAAAGGUCUUUCUAGUUCAAACAAAAAAUCAUCCCAGAACCAAGGAAAAUCAGUAACCUCAUCAGGCAAGGGGGUUCAGCUCAUAAACUUCAAUCUUGAAAGAUGCUCAGUCAGUUAUAAUGGUGAUUUUGGAUUGGACAAUGUCGUUGUUCCAGACCCUAAGCGUGUUAACUAUGGAUCUCAAGGAGGCAGAGUGUUAAUUAGUGUUUUAGCUGAUGGGACACCACGUACUGCCAAUGUGAUGUCCACUGUCUCUGAAGAGUGCAAAAUUUUAAAGUACAUGACAUCUAUUGACAUCUUUCACUUCAGUCUAACUGUGAAUAAAGAGAAGCAAUCUAUGCAGACAGAGGUUGAAAAUGCAAAGUCUAUAUAUCAGGAAUAUUUGGAACACAAUGAGCCUGGAACAAAAGUUUCACUACUUGACAUUCAGAAUCUGAAGUUUGUUCGGCGAUCUGGUGGUCUCAAAGAUGCUGCUAAUUGCUCUCUUUUCAGUGCUGUCGAAAUUUCAGUCCGGUGGGAACCUGAUGUUCAUAUAGCUCUUUUUGAACUUAUGCUGCGAAUGAAGUUACUUGUACAUAAUAUUAAGGCACAGGAAGCUGAAAAUAGUUCCACGGAAACCACAACUAUUGUAGGUCAUGGACAGGAGGAACCCUCAAUUGAACCUGCACCAUACGAAAAACAACAGAAGAAAAAGGAUUCACUUUUUGCGGUUGAUGUUGAAUUUCUGAACAUAUCUGCUGAUGCAGGAGAUGGAGUUGAAGCCACAGUACAGGUUCAAUCUAUUUUUUCCGAGAAUGCUUCUAUAGGAGUUCUCCUUGAAGGACUCGUACUAACUUUUAAUGAAGCGAGAGUGUUUAAGAGUAGUCGGAUGCAAAUUUCUCGUAUUCCUAAUGUUUCCAGGGUUUCGUCUGAAGGACAAUCAGAUGGUGUCACCACAUGGGAUUGGGUCAUUCAAGGCCUGGAUGUCCAUGUUUGCUUGCCAUAUAGAUUGCAGCUGCGCGCUAUUGAUGAUUCUGUUGAGGAUAUGUUAAGAGCUUUGAAGCUUGUCACUGCAGCUAAAACCAUGCUUAUAUUUCCUUGGAAGAAAGAGAGUGCAAAACCUAAAAAACCUAGCUCCACAAAAUUUGGAUCUGUAAGAUUUUGCAUACGCAAAUUAACAGCUGAGAUUGAGGAAGAACCAUUACAGGGUUGGCUGGAUGAACACUAUCAUCUCAUGAAGAAUGAAGCUUGGGAAUUAGCUGUCAGGUUGAAAUAUCUGGAUGAACUUGCUUCAAGGGCUAUGGAACCUCCUGAAACUGCUGAUAUAAAUGAUCCUUCACAUGAAGGUAAAAUUCUUUACAAGGGGGAGGAGAUUGACAUUCAUGAUGCUUCUGUUCUUCAGAGCAUGCGAGAUGAUAUUUACAAAGAAUCAUUCAAAUCAUAUUAUCAGGCAUGUAAUAAUAUUGUGCCUACAGAAGGGUCAGGUGCUUAUAAAAUAGGAUUUCAGUCUGGCUUUAAACUCAGCAAAAACAGGAGUUUUCUUAUUUCCAUCGUGGCCACAGAAUUAGAUGUAAGCUUGACAAAGAUAGGUGGUGGUGAUUCUGGGAUGGUAGAGGUUGUACAGAAGCUUGAUCCUACCAGUAAAGAAGACAAUAUACCCUUUUCUCGUCUUUAUGGGAGUAACAUUCUCUUGCGCGCAGGUUCUCUUGCUGUAAAGUUGAGAGAUUACACAUAUCCUCUAUUUUUUGGAACUUCUGGUAGAUGUGAAGGUCGUAUUGUGUUAGCUCAGCAGGCAACAAGUUUCCAACCCCAGAUCCAACAGAAUGUCUUCGUUGGAAGGUGGAGAAAGGUCUGCAUGUUUCGUUCAGCCAGUGGUACCACUCCUCCCAUGAAGACAUACUUUGAUUUCCCCUUACAUUUUCAGAAAGCAGAAGCUGCAUUUGGUGUGGGUUUUGAACCUUCUUUUACUGAUAUUAGCUAUGCUUUUACGGUAGCACUUCGGCGGGCAAAUCUGAGUGUUAGGAACCCCAAUUUUGUAGACAUCCAGCCACCGAAAAAAGAAAAAAACUUGCCUUGGUGGGAUGAUAUGAGGAACUAUAUUCAUGGGAAUAUUAGCUUGUUUUUGUCAGAGACAAGUUUGAAUAUUUUUGCUACACCAGAUCCAUAUGAAAAGAACGAUACACUUCAAAUUUUCACUGGGCAUAUGGAAAUUCAUCAGUCAGAUGGACGAAUUUAUGUUUCUUCAGCGGAUUUUAAGGUUUUCGCUAGUAGUUUGGAUACUUUGUUGAGAGAUUCAAACUUAAACUUUCCAAAGAGGGGUGUUGGACCUACCCUAGACAUACCAUACCUUACUGUUGAAGUGAUAAUGGAAUGGGGAUGUGAUUCUGGAAAUCCAAUGAAUCAUUAUUUGUUUGCACUUCCAAGUGAAGGUGUGGCUCGGGAAAUAAUUUUCGAUCCUUUUAGAUCUACAUCCCUGUCCUUGCGUUUCGAUAUCUCGCUUAGAUCAUCUCCUUCUACAACUCAAUCACAGGCUCCCCCUGUUGGAGAAGAAGCUGGUGUGGCUACAGUUUCUGAUAAUUGUAAAAUGAAUUCACCAACAAUAUCUGUGGGCACUUUUGAUCUAACAUGGCUAGCGAAGUUCUGUACCAUUAUGUACCUUCCUCCUGUCAAGCUGCGAACCUUUUCGCGUUGGCCUCGUUAUGGAGUUCCAAGAAUUGUCAGAUCAGGCAAUCUUCCAAUGGACAAGGUGAUGACAGAAUUUAUGCUGCGCAUAGAUAUAACUCCGACUUGUAUAAGACACGUGCCUCUAGAUGACGAAGAUCCAGCUAAAGGGCUAACUUUUAAGAUGGAAAAGCUGAAAUAUGAAAUGUAUUUUGGUCGAGGUAAGCAAAUUUUUACAUUUGAUUGCAAGCGUGACACACUUGAUCUCGUUUACCAGGGAGUUGACUUUCAUAUGCCUAAAGCUUACCUGGAUAAAGAAGCGUGCGUGAGUGUUUCAAAAGUUAUUCAAAUGGCAAAGAGGAAAAUUUCAAAAUCUCCUUCCAUGGACAAAGAUGAUAAAAAUAUCUCUACUAAUGGUAGUAAUGAGAAGCAUCGUGAUGAUGGUUUUAUAUUUUACUCUGAUUACUUUACAAUCCGAAAGCAUUCGCCCAAGGCUGACUCUGCAAGGCUAGUAGCUUGGCAAGAAGCUGGGAGAAGAAAUAAGGAUAUGGUACAUGUGAAGUCGGAGUUUGAAAUUAGGAGUGAUGGUGGUGAGCACACACACUCUGAUCCAAGUGAUGAAGAUGACUAUAACGUAGUAGUAGCUGACAGUUGUCAGCGAGUUUUUGUUUAUGGUUUGAAGCUGUUAUGGACAAUUGAGAACAGAGAUGCUGUUUUCUCAUGGAUUCGUGGGAUAGGUAAAGCAAUUCAAUCAAAGCCUUCUCCUUCUCGACAAUAUGCACAGAGGAAAUUGCUUGAGUACAAUUUGUCGCAGAAACCUGAAAAAUCUCAAGAUGAGAUUUCAGAAUCACCUGCAACCGAUGUUGUUCAGUCUUCAGAUUCAGAAGCACCUCCAUCUAUAGUUGACACAGUUGAGGCUGAAAACGUAUUGCCAGCUGCAGCUGUCAGGACAGGAAACAAUGACACCGAGGAAGAGGGAACUAGUCAUUUCAUGGUGAAUAUUAUAGAGCCACAGUUCAAUCUUCAUUCAGAAGAUGCAAAUGGUAGAUUUCUUCUUGCAGCUGCCAGUGGGCGUGUUUUGACUCGUUCAUUUCAUGCAGUCGUCCAAGUUGGAUCUGAAAUGCUCGAACAAGCACUUGGCACUGGUGGAAGCAUGCAAAUUCCUGAAAUUCAGCCUGAAAUGGCAUGGAACCGCAUGGAAUUCUCAGUGAUGUUGGAACAUGUGCAAGCCCAUGUUGCUCCAACUGAUGUUGAUCCAGGUGCUGGAUUACAGUGGCUACCAAAAAUCCGUAAGAGCUCCCCAAAAGUGAAGCGUACUGGUGCUUUACUUGAAAACGUAUUUACACCCUGUGAUAUGUUCUUCCGUUUCACAAGACACAAUGGGGGGACCACUGAUAUGAAGAUUAAACCCUUGAAGGAGCUGUCUUUCAAUUGUCAGAAUAUUACAGCAACUAUGACAUCAAGGCAGUUUCAGGUUAUGCUAGAUGUGCUGACUAAUCUUCUUUUCGCGAGAGUACCAAAACCACGAAAAAGUAGUCUAUUAACUGAAGAGGGAGAAGACAUGGAAGAGGAAGCUGAUGAGGUAGUUCCUGAUGGUGUUGAAGAGGUAGAGCUAGCGAGAAUCAGUCUUGAACAAAAAGAGAGAGAACAAAAUAUGAUCCUUUUUGACAUCAGGAUGAUGUCUAGUAAUGAUGAUUUUUCUACUCAAAUGAACCUUGAGAAGGAAGGCAAUUUAUGGAUGAUAGAAGGUAGAAGACCAGUAUUGGUUCAAAAAAUGAAAAAUGAGCUUGGUAAUGCAAAAAAAAUGAGAAAGGCUUCAUCAGCUUCACUAAGAGAAGCUUUGCAAAAAGCAGCACAGCUAAGACUUGUUGAGAAAGAGAAGAACAGAACUCCAUCAUGUGCUAUGCGUAUUUCGGUGCAAAUUAAUAAAGUUGUUUGGACUCUGCUUGCAGAUGGAAAAACAUUUGCUGAAGCUGAGAUUAGUGAUAUGAUAUAUGAUUUUGAUAGGGACUACAAAGAUUUUGGUGUGGCUAAAUUCACAACAAAGUACUUUGUCGCGAGAAAUUGCUUGCCUAAUGCAAAAUUUGAUAUGGUGUUGUCUCCAUGGAAUCCUCCUGCUGACUGGGGCAAAAAGGUAAUGCUUCGAGUUGACGUGAAGCAGGGAGCUCCAAAGGAUGGUGGCAAUUGUCCCAUUGAAAACUUCCAGGUUGAGAUUUACCCCUUGAAAAUACAUUUGACUGAACAUUUGUACCAUGUGGUAUGGGGGUAUUUGUUCCCUGAAGAAGAACAAGACUCCCAGAGACGGCAGGAAGUUUGGAAAGUUUCAACUACUGCUGGUACAAAACGUGCAAAGAAAGGUUCAUCUGUGUCUGAUGCUUCUUCAAUGGGUAACCUUUCAAAAGAUCUCGAAGUUUCCUCCAAGACAAAUCCUUCUUCUGGUAGCAACAAGGCGGAUUCUGCCCAAGCAACAAAGAAUAAAGCAAAUGCAACUCGUGGUUCAAACAGUGAGCUUAGGCGAACAGCUUCUUUCGAUAGAACAUGGGAAGAAAACGUAGCAGAGUCUGUGGCAGAUGAACUAGUAAUGCAGGCUCAAUCUUCAAAAAUGGGAUCCAUUGGUAUUGAACUGCAAGAUGAACCUGGUAAAAAUAAGCAAAAAGAUAACAAGACUAGUAAAACGGGUAAAGCAGCAUCCCAAGAAGAAAAGAAAGCGGUAAAACAACAAGACGAUAAAAAAACUAGACCUCGAAGACUGCGCGAGUUUCGCAAUGUCAAGAUAAGUCAGGUUGAACUCUUAGUAACAUACGAAGGACCGCCAUUGUCUUUUACUGAGCUAAGGUUGCUCAUGGAUACAUUUCAACGUGUUGAUUUUACUGGAACAUGGAGCCGGUUAUUCUCACGGGUCAAAAAGCAUGUCAUUUGGGGUGUCCUAAAGUCUGUUACAGGAAUGCAGGGUAAGAAAUUUAAAGCUGCGUCAAACAGCCAAAAGGAGACCCCGAGUACAGCUGUUCCAGAUAGUGAAAAUACUCUCAGCAUCACUGAUGGAUCUUCAGCUGAUAAAUCUAGUCAAAACCUGCUAGCUUUGGCUGCUCAGCGUUCGGUUGAUGGAGCUGGGGAUGGAUUUGUGACGUCAGUAAAAGGACUUUUCAGUACCCAUAGGAAAAAAGCCAAAAAGUUUGUUCUUCGUACAAUGAGGGGUGAGGCUGAGAACGAGUUUGCUGGGGAUUGGAGUGAUGGAGAUGCGGAGUUUUCUCCCUUUGCACGUCAACUAACCAUAUCUAAAGCUAAGAAACUCAUUCGACGACAUACGAAGAAGUUCGAUGCUAAAGGACAGAAAGAUUCCUCGGAGCAAUCAUCACCAACGGGAGAGAUGGUCAAUUUUGAAGUGUCAUCUUCAGACGAAUCCUCAGCUGACGAGAAUGAGCCGCGUGAUUAGAAAUCUGUGAAAAGUAUAUUUAUUGAUUGACAAUUGCUUGGCUUUUUGCAAUUAACGUAUAUAAAGUAUACCCACAUGGAGAAAGUAUAUAAUGUCCCUGAAAUUUUCUCAAGAAAGAAGAAGGAUUGCUGAAACUUUACAGUUUGUAUUAGACAAAUAUAUGAGUGAAGAGAGAAAGUGAAAAGGAAGGUAUACAGAUUUCUGUUUUUAUUUUCUUAAAUUUAUAUACAUGAUGGUAUCUUUAAAACAAGACAGUGGAGGAUUAUAUGAUUAAAAUUCCUGCUUUUAUUUUGGGUUUGAUAGCAUCAUAAGAAUGGAUGUGGACUCUAAUGAGUUCCAUAGUCAAUUUUAUCCAAUCUCCAUGUUU
This is a messenger RNA of Impatiens glandulifera, 8381 nucleotides long. RefSeq names its product protein SABRE-like. Lineage: Eukaryota; Viridiplantae; Streptophyta; Magnoliopsida; Ericales; Balsaminaceae. The record is from RefSeq and is a predicted model, not a curated record. The transcript is spliced from 24 exons. The coding region runs from base 224 to 8014 and encodes 2596 amino acids.